Toxotes jaculatrix (banded archerfish) is the source of this 840-nucleotide messenger RNA. Its product is annotated as fibroin heavy chain-like. The transcript is spliced from 4 exons. The coding region runs from base 85 to 744 and encodes 219 amino acids. Lineage: Eukaryota; Metazoa; Chordata; Actinopteri; Toxotidae. The record is from RefSeq and is a predicted model, not a curated record.
CCUGUCUACAGCUUCAACCAGACUGCUGAGUUCAGGCUGCUAUAGCUGAAGUUCUGUUACCUCCUUGUUGUGUGAGUGUUCACCAUGGUGUUUGGACUGCUUCUCAGUGUUUCCUGGAUUUGUUUGCUCUUUGGCAGCGCUGCUUGUUACCCUGCAGCAAAGCGUGGUCCAACGAGUUUUAAUGCAGCUGCUGGCAGGGAGCUUGGUGCUGGACCUGCUUCUUAUGCUAACGCUCCUGCAGCCUUCGGGUUUGGUGCUGGACCUGCUUCUUAUGCUAACGCUCCUGCAGCCUUCGGGCUUGGUGCUGGACCUGCUUCUUAUGCUAACGCUCCUGCAGCCUUCGGGUUUGGUGCUGGACCUGCUUCUUAUGCUAACGCUCCUGCAGCCUUCGGGUUUGGUGAUGGACCUGUUCCCUAUGGAAGUCCAUCCAGUGCAGGGGGAGCUCACGCCUUAUUCUAUGCCCUAAGCAGCAGGAUGCCAUCUCGUCCUUUCCCAGACUUCAGUGCCUGGGAGUCUAACGUUGAGGCGCCGCAGAGCAUGAGUGAGACGUCCCCUCUGCCACCUUCAUCCUACAUCAUCCAGUCCAGCAAUGGCUACCAACGAGCAAGAGAGCUACUCGCCCACACUGACUACUCCCCAUAUUACCCUCCACCACCCCCCUUGCCCUCCAAGCCCCUCGAUGUUCCAAGCAAGUCAGCACCAAUGACUGGGUCCAAAGGAGGAAAGAAGGCCUAUCGAGGGUAACCUUGGUGACAGAUCCUCAGUAGAUGCUUGUAAAAUGAUUUCCACAUGUGGAUAAGUGUUUGAAAAGUUUAAUAAAAAUAUCUGACAUUUAUCAAA